GGAGAGUGUCUCGCGCGACGUCGAGUUCGCGAACGGUCGUCGUCACGUGACCGCGCGGGAAGAACACGAAAUUGGCCGGUGGUGUUAUGGUCGGCGCGUUUUCGUUCGCGAGACGAAAGGAGGGCAGCGAUGCUGUGCUGCCGUGGCCGCAGGUGAAUCCCGGGGACGAUAGGUGCGCGGAGCUCGCGAUUGCCGAACAAGGGUGGUCCAGUAGGUUCGCCGGUAGCUGCUCGCGCCUUCACUCGCCGCACACCACCAGCGUCGUCAUCGGCGCGGAGUCCGCCGUCGCCGCCGGCAUGAUGUCGCGAAGUCUGCCGACGAGACGCGGUCUGCAGGCGUUGGUGCUCGUGCUCGCCACCUCCUACGCCACGAUCUUGCUCUAUCAGGCUGUCGCACAGCGCCAGUGGAUCGACGAGGUUAACGUCGCGGAAGUGAGCAGAAGCGUGAUAGUGGAAGCACCCGCGUCGAGGAGGAUAAUCAGCGAGGAAUCGCCGCCGGUGACGCCGCCGGUGGCGACGGCGACGAUGGCACCGUACGCCACGAACCUCGACGACGUGUUUAUCAGCGUGAAGACCACCAAACACUAUCAUCACUCGCGCUUGCCGGUCAUCAUCGCCACGUGGUUUCAAUUCGCCAAGAAUCAGACCUGGUUUUUCACCGACAGGGAGGAUCCGUAUUUCCAAAAUCAGACCAACGGCCAUAUGAUCGACACCAAGUGCUCCUCCUCGCACAAUCGGCGGGCCCUCUGCUGCAAGAUGUCCGUCGAAUUCGACCGAUUCCUCGCCAGCAACCGAAAAUGGUUCUGCCACUUCGACGACGACAAUUACGUGAACGUGCCGCGCCUGCUGAAGCUCCUGGACAACUAUAACCCGCGCGAGGACUGGUAUCUCGGCAAGCCGUCGAUACCUUCGCCCUUGGAGAUCGUCAGACAAGGCCCGGAGCCGCAACGACGACCGCAAAAGGUGAAGUUCUGGUUCGCCACGGGCGGCGCCGGAUUCUGCAUCAGCCGGGCGUUGGCAUUGAAAAUGACUCCGGUUGCCGGAGGCGGUAAAUUUAUUACCGUUGGCGACAAAAUCAGGCUGCCAGACGACGUGACGAUGGGUUAUAUUAUCGAGUACCUCCUGAAAAAGAAUCUCACGGUGGUGGACCAGUUUCACUCGCAUCUGGAGCCAAUGAAAUUCCUCAACAAGGAUACUUUCCACGAACAGGUCUCUUUCAGUUACUCCAAGGGAUCGAGAGACGAGUGGAACAUCCUGAAGAUCGACGGUUUUGACUUGAAGGACGAUCCUAAGAGAUUCAAGUCGAUCCAUUGUCACCUGUUUCCGCACGUUCCCUACUGCCCGCACAGAUGAUGAAGAACGCGCGAUGGACGUGUGAAUAAAGAACAGAAAAGACAAACGUCCAAAAGCGCGUCCGAAUCACCGUCGCUGUUAGGGAAGAAAUGAAGACGGGACUGAUGGGCCGUCGUAAUGAAGACGGUGUAGAGCUUGUUCUCCUUUUGCACUGAGGAAACGUACGUAAGAUGGACAUGUGUAUUUUAUUAAAUAUCGAUCGGUCGCGCGCGCGCACGCAAAGAAUUUCAACGAGACUCGCGAACACGACUCUCGUCGUGUCGAGCUCUCGCCGUUAUUCUAUUUAGCGAAAUAUAUGUUACGGCAAGAGUAAUUGACUGACGAUGAUUCUAUAAAAUCGUCAGCGAUUCUAUAGAAACGCUGGCUGUGUUUCUACGUCGUGCGUGUAGAGGAGAUCUCGUUGGCGUUCCGUUGAUUUAUUUAUCAUAAGCGAAAUAAUGGAGAAGAAAUGUCAAAGCUGCUUCUCUCAGAAUAUAUAAAGUAUAGAUAAUUUUUUUGAGUUUGUUAACAUUUGAGAAGUGUGUUCCUUCCAGGUCUCCCCUACAUACGUAAUGAGAUCUUUAUGGGAUCUAUUAUUGUUUAUUUAUGAUAUUUCGGCAGAAUCUACGUAUCGAAUUUCUGCAGAAUUAUCGGAGAUGGAUUUACGGCAAAUUCAUUUAAUCACUUUUACCGUAACAUAUAUAUUUAUAAGUACCGUACGUGAUUUUUCUCGGUUUGCAUUCCGAUAGUGAUCUCUCCGCCUUCGAUCCGGCGAUGGAGAAGCGAAAAAAGCGGCGAAUGAAUGAAACGUCUAUUUUCGAGGCUAUCGAUUUAUGCAAGCGUCCUUUUCACUUUAUUUAUCAAGGCUGAACACACAUGAAAAGUUAACACUUUGUGACUGCCCGUGACAAGCGUAUCAAUCGCGAGGAAUCCGAUAUCGGCUUGCAUUUCUUCAUUUUUAUUUUUUUUCGUGUAGAAAAUUGUCAUAUUUUCGCGUGAUCGUUGGCUGUUAUCGAGGCUCGAAAGUCGAAUUAGAAUUUUACCCGCGUCUACCUCGAUUUUAAUUACAACCAGACGACGACGGCGAAUUUUUAUUUUGCGGGCUAUAUUGUAUUCACUUCUUGCGGAAAUGUUCUUUUUUAAAUUCUCUUUUAAAUUUGCGGAACUGCGAGAUUACCUAGCACACUGGGUAAUUAUUCUCAUCGCGAAGGAUCUUCCGUGUCCCGGUUCAACGUAAAGUUGCCAUUGACGUAACGUAUAAUUAAUAUUUAUUUGUGUGGAGUAGUCCGCAGGUGAAGACAGGAAAAUACACACACACACACACACACACGCAUACGCACGUACACACGGCGGGCAGGAGAUAAUGAAAUAGAGAUGUAGCGUUUCUCGUAAUUUCUCCACGGGGUACAUAAUGGUGGAACUUCCACGAGUAGGUGUAUACGACAGCUGCGUCUGUGCAAUAUGAUGCAAGAGAGAGAAUUGUACAUAAGAUGCAUAUAAUUAUAAUUCGCUGACGGCCUCGUCGGCGCGAAAUGGAAUUAAGCUAGUCCCUCGCAAAAAGACAGACAGCUGUAUAUAAUGUGAUAUUUAGCGCGCGCGAAUGUUCACUUCUACACACGCGUACACCCUCCGGCGUCUCUCUUUCGUAGUGUCACGUGUCGUAGCUCUCUUUUCUUCUACACGUAAGAAAUAUUUAUAAGCGACGUGAGUUGUGAAUACGUGUGCAAUAUCGAGUGCAGGGAGUCGCUCGUUUCCAAAACUGUGCGCGGAAUCACUUCCUAGAGACCGUCGAGAUUUCAAUAAUAACAAUCAUAAUACUGCUGCAUUAUUAUUAUUGUUAACGAUUUUAUCGGUGUAUAAUCGUGUAUCGGACUUAGUAGUGAAAUUCGCAAAAUUUCGUUUACACUAUUUGGAGAACAAGCGACUCUCGUUGAAGGAGGGAGCGAGGUGAACGUUUAUAGUCAUAUAAAAUAGACUCUAUGUUAUACCUGUCGUAGACGGAACAGUGAAAGGAGAAAGAAAAAAGGGGGUGAGAGAGAAAGGGGGAGAAAGGGGGACGAAAUGAAGGGGAACUCUCCUUCCUCGUUUUCGUAAGUCGAAUAUGCGCAACAACUGCCCGUUGACAGCUCGCGCAACACGAAAUACGUGUUCAGGGAGUUCACGGUAGUUGGCCAAUACUGUCAUUAAUAUGUGCACAGUGCGAGACAUAUGUGUCUUGCCUUUCUCUCUCUCUCUCUCUCUCUCUCUCUCUUUCACUGGGUGCUUUUCUCUCUCUAUCAAAGUCACCGUCCUGCCAAACUCCACGUGUGCUGUUAGAAAAGAAAGGCACACAACGCGCUUCGAGCCUAUUCUUAUAUGUCUAUUUAAGCAUCGACGUAACAUCUCGUUGGAUCUCGAUACAUUUAUCACGAUAGCACGCGUUAUCAUAGAGAUACGCUCGCGUGAAACGCGACACGUCGAGCGAACGCGAAAGCUGCGACGUUGUCCACGCUGUUAUCAUUACGCCGAUAUAAUAAUAACGAAAAAUAUAUGAGAUGUAUGAUAUAUUGAUUAUAUAUAU
Dinoponera quadriceps is the source of this 3891-nucleotide messenger RNA. It is a transcript of the gene fng, whose product is annotated as fringe glycosyltransferase. The record is from RefSeq and is a predicted model, not a curated record. Gene Ontology annotation, molecular function: O-fucosylpeptide 3-beta-N-acetylglucosaminyltransferase activity. The coding region runs from base 87 to 1352 and encodes 421 amino acids. Gene Ontology annotation, cellular component: membrane. NCBI's taxonomy places the organism in Eukaryota, Metazoa, Arthropoda, Insecta, Hymenoptera, Formicidae. The transcript has 9 exons. Gene Ontology annotation, biological process: regulation of Notch signaling pathway.